This is a messenger RNA of Stegastes partitus (bicolor damselfish), 1407 nucleotides long. RefSeq names its product nudC nuclear distribution protein (gene nudc). The transcript is spliced from 9 exons. Gene Ontology annotation, biological process: protein folding. The record is from RefSeq and is a predicted model, not a curated record. Bases 128 to 1150 code for a protein of 340 amino acids. NCBI's taxonomy places the organism in Eukaryota, Metazoa, Chordata, Actinopteri, Pomacentridae. Gene Ontology annotation, cellular component: cytoplasm.
GGUGGGGUUUAUUUCCAGGAAGUGUUCAGCGUGACUCUCCUGGCCUAACGUGUUUGCUAAUUUCACUUUUCGGCUGUAAUUUGCGCCGCUGCCACUUUAUUAGAUCGUUUUUUUAUCUCCCAACAGUAUGGGUGACGAUGAAGAAAAGUAUGACGGGAUGUUGCUUGUUAUGGCGCAACAACACGAAGGAGGAGUACAAGAGUUAGUAAACACAUUUUUCAGCUUCCUCCGGCGCAAAACAGAUUUCUUCACCGGUGGAGAUGCAGGUGCUGCAGAGAAGGUAGUCAAAGAUGCCUUUGCCCACCACAAUAAGCUCGCGGUGAAGGCCCACAAAGAGAAGCAGACAAAACAGGAUAAGGAAAAAAAAGAGAAAGCCGAAAGAGCUGCCAAGCUUGCAGAGGAAGAGAGGAAAAAGAAAAAUGACGACGGUCCCAGAAUUCAGGAACUGACUGAUGAGGAGGCGGAGAAGCUUCAGUCUGAGCUUGACAAGAAAAAGAAAGAAGAGGAGGAAAUGAAGAAUGUAACCACAGACUCAAAAAAUACAUCUGACAAAGCAGAAAAAGAGAAGACCGAAAAGGAGAAAGGGUCUGACUCUGAAGGAGAGGAGGACGAGAAGGACAAAGACAAACUGAAGCCUAAUUCGGGAAAUGGAGCUGACCUGCCCACCUACAAGUGGACACAGACUCUGUCUGAAAUUGAUCUGGCAGUGCCUUUUGACGUGAAGUUCCGCAUUAAGGGGAGAGACGUCGUUGUGGACAUCCAGCGGCGCUCCAUCAAAGUCGGCCUGAAGGGACACCCUCCUGUUAUUGAAGGCCAGCUCUUCAACGAGGUGAAGGUAGAAGAGAGCUCCUGGCUCAUCGACGAUGGCAAGGUGGUUACUGUCCACUUUGAAAAGAUUAAUAAAAUGGAGUGGUGGAACAAGAUUGUUACCACAGAUCCAGAAAUUAACACCAAGAAAAUCUGUCCUGAAAACUCAAAGCUGUCAGACCUGGAUGGUGAAACACGUGGCAUGGUGGAGAAGAUGAUGUAUGACCAAAGGCAGAAAUCAAUGGGCCUGCCCACAUCUGAAGAGCAGAAGAAACAAGACAUUCUUAAAAAGUUCAUGGCUCAGCACCCAGAGAUGGAUUUCUCUAAAGCCAAAUUCAGCUGAGACUUGCUGUUGUCGGCAGCUUUACCUUUAGAAUCGGCAUCUUGGUUCAUGUGAAUCACAUCAGAGCUGACGUCAGGCACCAACCAGCCCCCCCCCCCUUCAUCUCUUUACCAUUCUUUCGGCUUAAUGUCUUAAGAAUUUUUCUCUGUUUUUGUUUUCUAGAGAAUUAUGUCCACAUUCUCCCUUUGCAUGUCGUCUUCAUAUUUAAAGAUGUGUCUGGACUUUUUUUUUUAAAUAAAUGACUAUAUCAAAGUAUA